CCAAGGGAGGGGCCUCCCGGCAGCCGCGCGUUGCUGCGCGGCACGUGUGCGAGCCCGGCGGUCCGACAGUCCGCGAGAGCGCCCCGGCCAGGCAGAGCCAACUACACUACCUAUGCGCGGCUCACCUCGUAGCUGGCUUUUCCGAGUGGCCCUCGCCGCUGCCGCCGCGCUCCCGCGCCGGGAGCUGCACACCCUCUCUCUCGCCGCCGGGCCCGAGCCGCGCCCGCGCUCCCAGGCCCCUGGUUCUCUUAUAUGUUUUCUUGGAACCUUAAAAAUGGAGAUGACUGAAAUGACUGGUGUGUCACUGAAACGUGGGUCCCUUGCUGUCGAAGAUGAUGGUGUGGCCCCAGCUGAGGAAGCAAAAAGACAGAAAGUCUCUGAAUGCUGUGUGACCAAAGGGCCAGACAGGACAGAGAAUGACUCUUCACCCCACAGCGUAAGCAUGCCUGGGCCACCUUUAGCUCUAAGCGCCGGAGAGGGUAUGAAGAAUUCUGGUGCUCAGUUGCAAGAAGAGGAAGAGGAGGAGAAAGAUGGCCUUUCAGAGGAGGGGGAGGAGGAGGAAGAAACUGAGAGUUUUGCAGACAUGAUGAAGCAUGGCCUCACCGAACUUGAUGUAGGCAUCACCAAGUUUGUAAGCUCUCAUCAAGGAUUCUCAGGAAUCUUAAAAGAAAGAUACUCUGACUUCGUUGUUCAUGAAAUAGGAAAAGAUGGACAAAUCAUCCAUUUGGAUGACUUGUCCGUCCCUGUGGAUGAGGAGGAUCCUUCAGAAGAUGUAUUUACAGUUCUGACAGCUGAAGAAAAGCAGCGUUUAGAAGAGCUCCAACUUUUUAAAAAUAAGGAAACCAGUGUUGCCAUUGAGGUUGUUGAGGACACCAAAGAGAAAAGAACCAUCAUACAUCAAGCAGUUAAAUCUCUGUUUCCCGGAUUAGAGACAAAAACAGAGGAUAGAGAGGGGAAGAAAUAUAUUGUAGCCUACCAUGCAGCUGGAAAGAAGGCCCUGGCAAAGGUCAGAACUGCCGCAGAUCCAAGAAAACAUUCUUGGCCAAAAUCUAGGGGAAGUUACUGCCACUUUGUACUGUACAAGGAAAACAAAGAUACCAUGGAUGCUAUUAAUGUGCUGUCCAAAUAUUUAAGAGUCAAGCCAAACAUAUUCUCCUACAUGGGAACCAAAGAUAAAAGGGCCAUAACCGUUCAAGAGAUUGCUGUUCUCAAAAUAACUGCACAAAGGCUUGCCCACUUGAACAAGUGCUUGAUGAACUUUAAGCUAGGGAAUUUCAGCUAUCAGAAAAACCCUCUGAAGUUGGGAGAGCUGCAAGGCAAUCACUUCACUGUUGUUCUCAGAAAUAUAACAGGAACUGAUGACCAAGUGCAGCAAGCCAUGAAUUCUCUCAAGGAGAUUGGAUUUAUUAACUACUACGGAAUGCAAAGAUUUGGAACUACAGCUGUCCCCACAUAUCAAGUUGGGAGAGCUAUACUACAAAAUUCCUGGGCUGAAGUCAUGGAUUUAAUAUUGAAACCCCGUUCUGGAGCUGAAAAGGGGUACUUGGUUAAAUGCAGGGAAGAAUGGGCCAAGACCAAGGACCCAGCCGCUGCCCUCAGAAAACUACCUGUCAGAAGGUGUGUGGAAGGGCAGCUGCUUCGAGGACUUUCAAAAUAUGGAAUGAAGAAUAUAGUCUCUGCAUUUGGCAUAAUACCAAGAAAUAAUCGCUUAAUGUAUAUUCAUAGCUAUCAAAGCUAUGUGUGGAACAACAUGGUAAGCAAGAGAAUAGAAGAGUAUGGAUUGAAACCUGUUGCCGGAGACCUGGUUCUCAAAGGAGCCACAGCCACCUAUAUUGAGGAAGAUGAUGUUAAGGACUACUCCAUCCAUGAUGUGGUAAUGCCCUUGCCUGGUUUCGAUGUUAUCUACCCAAAGCAUAAAAUUAGUGAAGCUUACAGGGAAAUGCUCACAGCAGACAAUCUUGAUAUUGACAACAUGAGACAUAAAAUUCGAGAUUAUUCCUUGUCAGGGGCUUACCGAAAGAUCAUUAUUCGUCCUCAGAAUGUCAGCUGGGAAGUCGUUACAUAUGAUGACCUCAAAAUUCCACUCUUCAGCACAGAUGUGGACAAGCUAGAGGGGAAGCCACCACCAGUUUUUGCUUCUGAAGGCAAAUACAGAGCUCUGAAGAUGGAUUUUUCUCUUCCUCCUUCUACCUAUGCUACCAUGGCCAUUCGUGAAGUGCUAAAAAUGGAUACCAGCAUCAAGAACCAGACCCAGCUGAAUACCACCUGGCUCCGCUGAGUCCUUUGUCCCCAGAUUAGAAAAUACAGACACGUGUUUGCUGGCUUCCUGUUCAUUUUUCUCUUAGCAGAGACGCAUAUGUGGGUUUUUGAUCUUUGUAGUAAAACAUUAUUUGUAUUUUUUCAUGUUUUUAUUAGCUUAAUUUGCAGUAUUUGUACACAUAUACAAAUUCGGAGGAUCCUAAUUCUAGCUCAGAGAAUAUAAAUUGGUCAGUAUAUUUCAGGUGCUUAAGUCAUAGCAAAAUGUCAGCUUUACUGGCUUUAUACUAAUUAAAAAGAUCUUUGGUUUAAAAUGGCAGCUUUAGGUUUUGCUAUAUUCCUGAAAGACAACAGGAAUUUUUCACACAUCCAUGAGUGGAGGACAUAACAAUGUGUUUAAGAGAAAAUGCAGCAAAACAAAUCUUGACUAAAGUUAAAUAAUAGAACAUCCCCACACACAGACCUAUGAAUAUAAAUAUGGCGUUUGUGCUAAUUUAAAUGAGGACAAACAUCUACAGGUUUAGAAACCUAAAAGUGAUUGCCAUUUUGUAGCUCGUGCACCAUUUUCAGGUAGGUGUUUCUAGAAUUUUUUUAGUUACAGUAGCUUUUCCAUUUAUAGAUUAGCAUUGCAUUGCAGGACAGUUGCGUUGAUAGGGCCUUUUUUCUUGAUGUAAACAUGUGCAGCUAUUUUUAGUUAAGGUCUAGUUUUUACCCUAGGUGCCUUUUAUGUUCAGAACUCUUCCCAUUGGACUGGUAUUUGCCCCAAAAUAAAUGAUAGCAGAGAAGGAAACUUCAGAAAUUUAUAAGGGCACCUCCUAUUCGCAUCAUUUCCCUUUGUCACCUGUGGCUGGGUCAUUUCUGUCUGGCAUUGCAUAAACUGUUCCCUGAUGAGAAAGGACCAAUGGCAUGUGACAUAAUUGUACCAAUUUUUAUUUUCUAUCACUUCUAGAACCAAAUGUAAUAAAUAUUUUUUAAAAUUCCUUUCCACUGGUUAUGUUAAAUAAGUAUCUAAAACUGAAAAUGAGAUUCUUGGCCCAGACCAGACACACAGAACUAAGUGAAUGAGGGAUCCUCAGAAAUAAUGGUGACACAAAAGUAUGUCACAAUCAGGUGUGAGAGAUGAUGAGAAUAAAAGAAUAGGAUAUCAAACUGA
Molecule: messenger RNA, 3409 nt
Organism: Manis javanica (Malayan pangolin)
Lineage: Eukaryota; Metazoa; Chordata; Mammalia; Pholidota; Manidae
Source: RefSeq, a predicted model, not a curated record